Hyla sarda is the source of this 5449-nucleotide messenger RNA. Its product is annotated as oocyte zinc finger protein XlCOF6-like. The record is from RefSeq and is a predicted model, not a curated record. Gene Ontology annotation, biological process: regulation of transcription by RNA polymerase II. Gene Ontology annotation, cellular component: nucleus. Gene Ontology annotation, molecular function: RNA polymerase II transcription regulatory region sequence-specific DNA binding; DNA-binding transcription factor activity, RNA polymerase II-specific. NCBI's taxonomy places the organism in Eukaryota, Metazoa, Chordata, Amphibia, Anura, Hylidae.
UCUGUACAGUCUGCGGUGGAGAGAACAGUGCUGAGGUCUCUCCAGGUUCCUAUAAGGUGUCAGGACGUGGCGGUCUAUUUCUCCAUGGAGGAGUGGGAGUAUGUAGAAGGACACAAGGAUCAGUACAAGGAUCAGGUGAUGAUGGAGGAUCAGCAGCCCCUCACAUCAGCAGUCAGAUCCAGUAAGAGAACAGCAGCAGAGAGGUGUCCCCGUCCUCUUCUUCCACAGGAUCAGGAUCAGCUUAUGGAUCAGGGUAAAGAUCUGAACUAUAUUAAUGCCACAGACAUAAAGGAAGAAGAGACAUAUGUGAGCAGUGAUGAUCAGUAUAAGGGGGGCAUUCCUACAGGGAAAGAUCUGAACUAUAUUAAUGCUACAGACAUAAAAGAAGAAGUAGAGACAGAUGUGAGCGGUGAUGAGCAAUAUAAGGCGGACAUUCGUACUGGGAAAGAUCUGAACUAUAUUAAUGCCACAGACAUAAAGGAAGAAGAGACAUAUGUGAGCGGUGAUGAUCAGUAUAAGGGGGACAUUCCUACAGGAAAAGAUCUGAUCUAUAUUAAUGCUACAGACAUAAAGGAAGAAGAAGAGACAGAUGUGAGCGGUGAUGAGCAAUAUAAGGCGGACAUUCGUACUGGGAAAGAUCUGAACUAUAUUAAUGCCACAGACAUAAAGGAAGAAGAGACAUAUGUGAGCGGUGAUGAUCAGUAUAAGGAGGACAUUCCUUCAGGGAAAGAUCUGAACUAUAUUAAUGCUACAGACAUAAAAGAAGAAGAGGAGGAGACAGAUGUGAGCGGUGAUGAGCAGUAUAAGGAGGACAUUCCUACAGGGAAAGAUAUGAACUAUAUUAAUACUACAGACAUAAAGGAAGAAGAGACAGAUAUGAGCGGUGAGGAGCAGUAUAAGGAGGGCAUUCCUACUGGGAAAGAUCUGAACUAUAUUAAUGCUACAGACCUAAAGGAAGAAGAAGAAGAGACAGAUGUGAGUGGUGAUGAGCAGUAUAAGCAGGACAUUCCUACAGGUAACUCCCAAGAUUCUUGUACCAGGAGAUCAGAGGAGAAUCUUAUAUCUUCAUAUUAUAAAGCAGAUGAUGAUAUCACACAAGAUACAUAUGAAGAACAUUCCAUUAUCCCAGAUACACCCUCAGCCCUUCACAGACAAGAUCUCUCAUCUGUGAAUGUUAAGUCACAUCUUAUUGAGCAUCAGAGAAUUCACACAGGGAAGAAACUUUUUUCAUGCCAAGAAUGUGGAAAAUGUUUUAUUUUCAAAUCUCAACUUGAUAGACACGUGAGAAAUCACACAGGGGAGAAGCCAUUUUCAUGCCAAGAAUGUGGGAAAUGUUUUACUAUGAAAUCAUAUCUUGCUGACCAUCAGCGGAUUCACACAGGGGAGAAGCCAUUUUCAUGCCAAGAAUGUGGGAAAUGUUUUACUAUGAAAUCAUAUCUAGUUUCACAUGAGAGAACUCACACAGGCGAGAAGCCAUUUUCAUGCCAAGAAUGUGGGAAAUGUUUUACUACAAAAUCAUAUCUUGUUGCACAUCAGAGAAUUCACACAGGGGAGAAACCCUUUCCAUGCUCAGAAUGUGGAAAAUGUUUUAUUCUCAAAUCAGAACUUCAUAACCAUGUGAGAAAUCACACAGGUAAAAAGCCAUUUUCAUGCCAAGAAUGUGGAAAAUGUUUUAUUUUCAAAUCACAGCUUGAUACACAUGUGAGAAGUCACACAGGAGAGAAGCCAUUUUCAUGCAAAGAAUGUGGGAAAUGUUUUACUAUGAAAUCACAUCUUGUUGCACAUCAGAGAAUUCACACAGGGGAAAAGCCCUUUUCAUGCUCAGAAUGUGGAAAAUGUUUUAUUCUCAAAUCAGAACUUGAUAAACAUGUGAGAAAUCACACCGGGGAGAAACCAUUUUCAUGCCAAGAAUGUGGAAAAUGUUUUAUUUUCAAAUCGCUGCUUGCAAGACAUGUGAGAAUUCACACAGGGGAGAAGCCAUUUUCCUGCUCAGAAUGUGGGAAAUGUUUUACUAUCAAAUCACAUCUUGUUCGACAUCACAGAACUCACACAGGGGAGAAGCCAUUUUCAUGCCAAGAAUGUGGAAAAUCUUUUACUAUGAAAUCAUAUCUUGUUGCACAUCAGAUAAUUCACACAGGGGAGAAGCCCUUUUCAUGCUCAGAAUGCGGAAAAAGUUUUAUUCUCAAAUCACAGCUUGAUAGCCAUGUGAGAACUCACACAGGGGAAAAGCCAUUUUCUUGCCAAGAAUGUGGGAAAUGUUUUGCUAUGAAAUCAUAUCUUGUUGGCCAUCAGAGAAUUCACACAGGGGAGAAGCCAUUUUCAUGCUUAGAAUGUGGAAAAUGUUUUGUGGAGAAAGCAAGGCUUGUUGAACAUCAAAGAACUCACACAGGGGAGAAGCCAUUUUCAUGUUCAGAAUGUGGGAAAUGUUUUACUCAGAAAUCAACUCUUGUUGCACAUCAGAGAAUUCACACAGGAGAGAAGCCAUUUUCGUGCAAAGAAUGUGGGGAAUGUUUUGCUGUAAAAUCAAGUCUUGUUUUUCAUUAUAGAAUUCACACCGGGGAGAGGCCAUUUUCAUGUGAGAUAUGUGGUAAAUGUUUUACUCAGAAAUCACAUAGAAUGUGUCGGCAGAUAAGAACCAUUUGGCCCAUCUAGUCUGCCCAAUAAUCUGAAUACUAUCACAGCUUUUUAAGCUGCAAUUGAGAAAGGGGUAACAUAACCAUAAAACGCGUCUUUCUUGUCUGUUCUUAUUUGUAUGCACAAAUAAAUGUGAAUACUUUUACCAUACUGGACUCGAUCUGAAAUUUGAUCUCAGAAGGGCAGCGCCGCUGCAGAACAUCUUUUUCCUUCUUCAGCAACGUUAUCAUAUAGGAAGGAUAGCCUUAUACCUAUCCCAUGCAUGCUUAAACUCCUUCACUGUAUUUUCCACUUCUGCAGGAAGGCUAUUCCAUGUAUCCACUACUCUCUUAGUAAAGUAAUACUUCCUGAUAUUACUUUUAAAACUUUGCCCCUCUAAUUUAAAACUAUGUCCUCUUGUGGUAGUUUUUCUUCUUUUAAAUCUCCUCCUCAUUUUACCGUGUUGAUUCCCUUUAUGUACAUAACUGUUUAAAAGUCUCUAUCAUAUCCCCUCUGUCUCUUCUUUCUUCCAUACAUGUUAAGGUCCUUUAACCUUUCCUGGUAAGUUUUAUCCUGCAAUCCAAGUACUAGUUUAGUAUCUUUUCUGAACUCUCUCUAGAGUAUCUAUAUCCUUCUGGAGAUACGGCCUCCAAUACACACAAUACUCCAAGUGAGGUCUCACCAGUGUUCUGUACAGUGGCAUGAGCACUUCUCUCUACUGCUCAUACCUCUCCCUAUACAUCCAAGCAUUCUGCUAGCAUUUCCUGCUGCUCUAUUACAUUGUCUUCCUACCUUUAAGUCUUCUGAAAUAAUUACUCCUAAAUCCCUUUCCUCAGAUACUGAGGUCAGGACUGUGUCAAAUAUUAUAUAUUCUGCCUGAGGGUUUUUACACCCCAGGUGCAUUAUCUUGCACUUGUCCACAUUAAAUUUCAGUUCCCAGAGUUCUGACCAUUCUUCUAGUUUUCCAAAAUCCUUUUCCAUUUAGCGUAUCCCUCAGGGAACAUCAACCCUGUUACAUAUCUUUGUGUCAUCAGCAAAAAGACCAAUACCUUACCAUCGAGACCUUCUGUAAUAUCACUAAUGAAGAUAUUAAACAAAAUUGGUCCCAGUACAUAUCCCUGAGGUCCCCACUGGUAACAAGACCUUGCUAUGAAUAUUCUCCAUUGACUACAACCCUCUGUUGUUUGUCACUUACCCACUGCCUAAUCCACUCAACAAUAUGGGAGUCCAAGCUCAAUGACUGUAGUUUAUUGAUAAGUCUUCCAUGUGGGACAGUGUCAGAAGCCUUACUAAAAUCUACAUAUACGAUGUCUACUGCCUCCGCCAUCUAUUAUUUUAGUCACCCAGUCAAAAAAAAUCAUUAAGAUUUGUUUGACAUGAUCUCUCUGAAGUAAACCUAUGUUGUUUUUCAUCUUGCAAUUCAUGGGAUUUUAGAUGUUCCAUAAUCUUAUCCUUUAGUAGGGUUUCUAUUAAUUUCCCCACUAUUUGUCAGACUUACUGGCCCAUAGUUGCUUGAUUCCUCCCUACUACCUUUCUUGUGAAUGGGCACGGCAUUUGCUAAUUUUCAAUCUUUCGGGACAACUCCUGUUACCAGUGAUUGGUUAAAUAAAUCUGUUAACGGUUUUGUGUAUCCCAUCAGGCCCCUGUGAUUUGUCUUCACUUCAGACAGCAAACAUAGAGCCUCUUCCUCUAUAAAGACACAUGCAUUAGUCAUCCUCCCAAAUGGAGGUCCUUUUUCUUCUGUAAAAACUGCACAGAAGUAUUCAUUAAGGCAGUCGGCUAGUCCUUUUUACUCUUUUACAUACCUUCCUUCCUUUGUUUUUAAUUUAGUUAUUCCUUGUUUUCAUUUCCUUUUUUCAUUUAUAUAUCUGAAGAAUGUCUUAUCCCCUUUUUCCACAGACUGAGCUAGUUUUUCUUCUGCCUGUGCUUUAGAAGUUCUUAUAACUUGCUUGGCCUCUUUCUGCCUAGUCUUGUAGAUUUCCCUGUCUUCAUUGCUCUGGGUUGUUUUAUAAUUACUAAAUGCUAGCCUUUUGUUUUUUAUGAUUUUGGCCACUUCUGCUGAGUACCACAGUGGUCCGUUUUUCUGCUUUCACUGACAAGUCUAAUGCAAUUUUCUGUUGCCUUCAAUAAUGCGUCUUUAAAGUAGUCCCAGUCUGAUAGGGACUCAUUUAUGACUAACCUCAUUUUUGAAAAGUCUGUUUUUCUAAAAUCUAAAACUUUUGUUUUUGUGUGGUGUGACUCCUUCACUGUUCUUAAAUUAAACCACACUGACUGGUGAUCACUAGAUCCCAAGCUUUCGCCUACAAUAAAAUCAUAUACCAAAUCUCCAUUUGUGAAUACCAAAUCCAAAAUGGCCUCCCUCCGGGUUGGCUCCUCAGCCUCUUGUUGUAGAGAUAAUCCCAGUAGGGAAUUUAGAAUAUCUGUACUCCUGGCUGAACUAGCUAUUUUGGUUUUCCAGUUUAUAUCUGGAAGAUUGAAGUCUCCCAUAAUGAUAACUUCUUUCAUUGUCAUUUUAGCUAUUUCUUCAACUAGAAGAUCAUCUACUUCUUUAAUUUGGCCUGGUGGUCUAUAUAUCACAUCUACACGAGUUACUGCAUGAUUACCAAACUGCAACGUAACCCAAAAUGACUCUGUUGAACAUCAGAGAAUUCACACACAAAAGAAGCUAAUUUCAUGACCAGAAUGUGGGAAAAGUUUGUGUUGUUAAAAAAUAAAAAAAUUUGGCGCAGUAAACGUGUUUGCGUUUUCUUGUGACUUUUCAUCUACCACACGCUCAGUUUGAGUUCACUGGACGGUAAUUUAUGUGAAGUGCGACUUUCAUGAAAAGUUCCAAAAA